Molecule: messenger RNA, 1173 nt
Organism: Melitaea cinxia (Glanville fritillary)
Lineage: Eukaryota; Metazoa; Arthropoda; Insecta; Lepidoptera; Nymphalidae
Product: UBA-like domain-containing protein 2
Exons: 4
Coding region: 149-604 (151 amino acids)
Molecular function (GO): protein binding
Source: RefSeq, a predicted model, not a curated record
UCUUUCACUCUCACUGUGUUUGUAUCUCACUAGCGCCACAAUAAUAUUACGUUCGUAUUCAUAACGUGAAUAAACAUUCAUUUGCUUUGGUACACUCACUUUUUCUUGCUGAUCCGGUGAAUUUUUACUGUAUCAGAAGAAUAUAAUAAUGGAUUCUUUGCGUGAACAAGUUAUGAUUAAUCAAUUUGUACUUGCGGCUGGAUGUGCACGAGAACAAGCUAAGCAGCUACUUCAGGCUGCACAUUGGCAAUUUGAGACGGCUCUGUCAAUAUUCUUUCAAGAAGUUGCAAUCCCUUCUGGAGCAAAUGGUAUAGCUGCACAACAUUACCAUCAGCAACUAAUGACACCAUGUAACACUCCUGCAACACCACCAAACUUCCCUGAUGCGCUGGCAGCAUUUUCAAGGUUAUCAACGACAGGAAGUCCAAGUAAUGCAGGUGGAGGAGGAGUGAGUGGAAUGGCACCACCCGUAUCCCCUUUAGCCACACAUCCACCAGCAUCGCAAAUGCAGAUGAAUGCUUUUGCUAAUACAUCAAAUCCGCAGACUAGUUUUGCACCUUUGUCCUGCUCAACUUCAAUUUGCAGAGAACAUAUGCCAAGAUAAGCUGUGUAAUUAGGUUAGGAUCAUGUAUAAUUUAUUUUUAUAAUGGUGCGCAAUGUGAGCUGUGGAUUUGUGAAUAUUAUUUCUAAUGCCCCUCUGUAGCUUAAGUUUGCUGGACAAUAUAUUGGGGUGUUAUAGUCAAUCAUGUUAAACAUAAAAUAUUCUCACUGUUCAUAUAGUGGUUUAUAAAACAAGAUGCACUAUAGAAUAAUAUAUAACAGUUUUUGAUACCUGUAGAAAUCUUUUACUGUGAUUAUAAAAUUUGGUAUCAUGACUAUGUAGUGGUAAAAUAAUUAUUAAUUAUGACUGUAUGAUAAUGAUGAAAGAUAAAAUUAUUGUUGUUUUUUUUUCAUAUAAUAUUAUAUACUUUUCUAUACACUAUUUUACUGUAAGCUAAUAUCAUUUUUUGAAUUAAAAAAAAAUGUAUUAUAUCCUGCAAUAUUAUACAGCUUCGUAAAAGACAAUAUUAAGGAAAUAAUUAAAGUGAUUAAAUAAGACAAAUGUUCACUGUAAUUUUUUGCAAUAAGUUGCAAGUUCUUGUAAUUAAAAAUAAAUAAGUAAAAUCAUUAAAA